Molecule: messenger RNA, 8012 nt
Organism: Sinocyclocheilus anshuiensis
Lineage: Eukaryota; Metazoa; Chordata; Actinopteri; Cypriniformes; Cyprinidae
Product: protein sidekick-1-like
Exons: 46
Coding region: 100-6834 (2244 amino acids)
Biological process (GO): cell-cell adhesion
Molecular function (GO): protein binding
Source: RefSeq, a predicted model, not a curated record
AACGUGGCUUUACUGGAGAUAUUGGCGCUCUAAGCGGAUAAAUUAAAUCCGGUACACUCAAACGUAUUAAUACUUAACUGGAAUCAAUACUGAAACAUCAUGAGCCGUCUCGGGACACAGAAGAGCGGCUCGCGAUUAUUGAAGGGAUGUUCGCGGAGCGUGUCGGCAAUUUUGGAGCAGCGUACGGAGACUUGGUCCUUUUGGAUUGAAGGUGUCGUUUGUUUUACUGCUAAAUGCGCUGACGAGGGUGAGAGCUUCCCGAAAGCCGUGAGACAUGAAAGUAAAGCGACCGGGAAAGUCGCGGACUCGGAGCUGAACUCUCCCGCGUGUGGGAUGAAUGAGAAUCGCCUCGUAAAUGCGGCGAAGCGGAGCGCGCACUUUAGGCUUUUCUCACAAACCUCCACAUCUGCCGAGGUUAUAGAUUCCAGCUUUAGCGGGGGUCAGAGCCCACUUAUCAAGGGCAAAGUUAAAGGGAUUAUUCACCGCCAAGGAAAUACACAGAAGGUGAUGUCUGGGAAAGCGAAGUGCGGGAUGUGGGGUUGGAUUUUUGCCCUUGUGUUCCUCUGGAAUACCCACAUGUUGCACGCUCAAGACAUCGCUCCGUACUUUAAAACCGAGGCAGGGGGUGCACAGACACACCUGGAGGGGAACAGACUCGUGCUGACCUGUCUGGCUGAGGGCAGCUGGCCGCUGCAGUUCAAAUGGAUGAGAAACAGCUCGGAUAUCACUGAAUACACACCAGAGUACAGGUACACGAUUAUGUCAUUAAAGCGCGAGGACGCGGGUGUAUAUCAGUGUGCGGUGAGAAACAGGAUGGGAGCGCUGAUCCAGAAGAGGGCCGAUGUUCGCGUGGCUUACAUGGAUAACUUUGCUGAACUGGAACAGAGGAAAACAGUCUCUCAGGGAAGAGCUGCUGUCCUGAAUCCUCCCGCCGUGACCAGUUACCCUCGCCCUCAGGUCACAUGGUUCAGAGACGGCUUCAAGAUCAUUCCUAACCAUCGAGUAGCAAUAACAUUGGACAAUCAGCUUGUGGUUUUGGGGACGGCGGCAGCAGACGCGGGUCGGUAUUAUGUACAGGCCGUUAACGAACGUAAUGGGGAAAACAAAACCAGCCCUUCCAUUUACCUGAGUAUAGCAGUGAACAAGAGGAAUCGUGGUUCCCUUGACGUUAUUGCCCCGGCUGAAUUGGUUGCCCCGGUGAUAGUGAUGGCACCUAAGAACACAUCAGUGGUUGCCGGGGCGAGUGAGGCUACUCUUGAGUGCGUUGCUAAUGCGAGAUCUCUUGACAGGCUGCAGGUGUUCUGGAAGCGUAAUGGGGUGAGACUAACAGCAGGAGUGGACUCGUUCGGUCGCAGGCUGGUCAUCAGUAACCCCACCUCAGCGGACGUGGGUCUGUACGUGUGUGAGGCUGCGCUCAGAAACAGCAGUCAAAAGAGCACUGAGGCCAAAGCGUACCUCUCCGUGCUGGAGCCUCCGUACUUCACGUCAAAACCAAAGAGGUCGGUGAUAACGGAAGUUGAGAAAAUCAUGGAGCUUCACUGUCAGGCCAAAGGGGUUCCCACAACGAAGCUGGAAUGGUUCAAAGAUGCCGUCCCCCUCUCCACACUGAACAACCCUCGAUACAAACUCACCUCCUCCUCAAUGGUUCUGCAAGUGCGGAGAAUUCAACCGGACGAUGCUGGAAUUUUCCAGUGCUUCGCUGAAAACACGGCCGGAGAAAUACAGGCAUAUACCAACUUGGUCGUCACAAGCGUGUCGCCAUCUUUCACCACGCCCCCUUCUGACAUCACUGUGACUGAUGGAACGUCAGCUGUCUUCACCUGUGAGACAUCCGGUGCCCCCAAACCUGCCAUUGUUUGGAGGAAAGGUUCUCAGGUGUUAGCGAGCGGAUCGGUGCAGAUGCCUCGUUUCACUCUGCUGGAGUCCGGAGGCUUACGGAUACUCCCCAUAAUGCCGAGCGAUGCAGGAAACUAUACAUGCUUGGCAUCUAACUCUGAGGGACUGGUCAACACAACAGUGGCCCUGACAGUCUUGAGUCGAACCUUCAUUUCAACACCCCCUGAGGAUCAGCGUGUCAUCAAGGGAACUACCGCUGUGUUGAACUGCGCCACAAUCCACGACCCCAGAGUCACCGUCAGAUAUGCAUGGAAGAAAGGAACCAAGCCGCUGAGCGUGUCGACUGGUGGGCGAGUGUCAAUGAAGGAAGGUUCGCUCCACAUCAGCCAGACGUGGUCCGGAGACAUCGGAGACUACACCUGCAGGGUCAUCUCACCUGCUGGAAACGACUCGAAAACCGCCCGACUGGAAGUCAUAGAACUUCCCCAUUCUCCACGUAACCUGCAGGUGGCUCUGAAUGAGACAGACAGCAGAACAGUUCUUCUGUCAUGGGUUCGGCCCUUUGAUGGAAACAGUCCUCUCCUGCGUUACAUCAUUGAGCUCUCUGAGAACAAUUCUCCAUGGAAGGUCUACAUGGAUGAUGUUAGUCCAGCACUAACUAGUUUGCUAGUAAUUGGUCUAACGCCAGCAAGAACGUACCAGUUCAGAGUGUGUGCUGUCAAUCAGGUGGGACGUGGACAGUACAGCACUGAGACCAACAGGCUAAUGCUGCGUGAGGAACCACCCAGCGCGCCUCCAAAAAACAUUGUGGCUAGUGGCCGUACCAACCAGAGCAUCAUGGUACAAUGGCAGCCGCCCCCUGAACCACAGCUCAAUGGAGUCCUGAGGGGCUAUGUGCUCAGGUACAGAUUGGCAGGUCUGCCUGGUGAGUUUCAGCUGAAGAACAUCACCAGUGCAGAGAUUAAUUAUUGUCUGAUUGGAGAGCUCAUCAUCUGGACGCAGUAUGAGAUCCAAGUGGCUGCCUACACUGGAGCGGGCCUGGGGGUAUACAGCCAGUCUGUCACUGAGUACACGCUGCAAGGAGUCCCUACAGCGCCCCCACAAGACGUGGAUGCUGUUGCUCUCAACUCCACCACCAUCAAAUUCACCUGGACACCACCCCCCCAGCAGUUCAUCAACGGCAUCAACCAGGGAUACAAGCUGCUGGUGUGGCCCGAACACUGUCCGGAAUGCAUUACCAUGGUGACCAUUGCCCCUGAGUUCCACGGGUCACGUCACUAUGGUUACGUUAGCAAUUUAAGAAAGUUCACGUGGUAUGAGACGGCAGUGCUAUGCUUUACCACACCUGGCGAUGGACCAGCUAGCACACCACAGCUCAUCCAGACGCAUGCUUACAAACCGGGCCCGGUGACUCAACUGAGCUUUACUGAGAUCUUGGACACAUCUCUGAGGAUCAGCUGGCAGGAACCGGAAGAAAAGAACGGCAUUAUCACAGGUUACGUCUUGUGUUGGGAGGAGGCCAGUCAGAACGAAACCCGUGUAUCUCAGACUCUGUCCAAUUCUACGCUGACAUACAAAGUGACCGGGCUCACUUCGCUCACCACAUACACUCUGCAGGUGGCUGCGGGGACACAGGCCGGCACCGGUGCUGCCACCUCGUCGACCAUCUCGACAGGACUGCCGCCAGAGCUUCCUGGUGCACCCUCCAAUCUGGUCAUCUCCAACAUCAGUCCUCGCUCCGCCACCAUAAAGUUCCACCCCGGCAGUGACGGCAAAACCACCAUCUCCAAAUGGAUUGUAGAAGGACAGGUGGGGACUGUGGGUGAGGACGAGGAAUGGAAGGUUCUGUACGAGAUGGACAGUCCACCAGCCUCAGACACUCUGGAGAUUCCCAAUAUCAUCCCAUUUACUCAAUACAGGUUCAGGAUGAAGCAGGUGAACAUUGUGGGUUCGAGUCCCUUCAGUCAGCCUUCUUGUGUGAUGCAGACCCUGCAGUCCAAUCCAGAUGUGGCCCCAACAAAUCUCACAGUGUUUUCUGCUAGUGAAACCAGCCUGAGGAUUCGCUGGGAGCCACUUCCAGAGGCAGCUUAUAAUGGAAAUCCUGAAAGCGUGGGUUACCGUGUACGUGCACAGAGAGCAGACGGGCUUGGGCAGCCCCGGAUGGUGACAGUUUCUGAGCGCUUGUCUCGGGAAGCGACGGUGGAGGGACUUGAGGAGUGGACGGAGUACGAGCUCAGCAUUCAGGCCUUCAAUGGCAUCGGGCCUGGACCCUGGAGCAGUCCUGUGCUGGGCAAAACUAAAGAGUCAGUUCCCUCUGGUGCCCCAGAAAAUGUGAGCGCAGAAGCAAUGAGCUCCACGAGUAUAUUGGUCACCUGGGGUUCGGUCCCUGAACACCAGAAGAAUGGACACAUCCUUGGUUACAAGGUCUUGUACAAAGAAAAAGAUUCAGAGCGGGCUCCCCAGGUCCAGCUGGUGAACGGGAACCAGACUCACUUGCUGCUUUUAAAAAACCUUAGCAAGUUCAUCUUGUAUGAGGUUCAGGUGCUCGCGUUUACACGUGUCGGAGAUGGACCACCCAGCCUGCCCCCCACAGCUGAGAGAACCAAGGAUGAUGUUCCUGGUCCACCUGUCAGGUUGGUGUUUCCAGAGGUGCGUCUCACGUCUGUCAGGGUUGUCUGGCAACCUCCCUCGGAGCCAAACGGCAUCAUUAUGGGUUAUCAAAUUUCUUACCGUUUGGAUAUCAACGACCCCAACAAGUUUACCACGGUUGAGGUGGGAUCCAACGCGCGUCAAUUCACAGUGACGGGACUGAUUCCAGAAUCGGCGUAUGUUUUCCAAAUCACAGCGCGCACUCAAAAGGGCUGGGGACCCCCGGAGGAGGCCAUCGUCAUAACGACAGAAAAAAGAGAGCGGCCACAGCACCCUCGACGACUCACCGUGCCUCAGAAAGGGGUGGAGUCUCAUAAGCUGCGACUUCAUUGGACGCCGGGGGGAGACGGCUCUUCCCCAGUGCGCUACUUCACCCUGCAGGCAUUAGAGCUGCCAGACGGCGAGUGGAAGACCCACACAUCCUCCAUCGGUCAUAAUAACACCUCCUGGGAGGUGGAUAGACUGAAGCCAUACACCUCUUACAAAUUUAGAAUGAUGGCCACAAAUGAUGUGGGAGACAGUGCCUUCAGCAAAGAAACUGAGCCAGUUACCACUCUGCAGGACGUGCCAGAUGAAGCGCCUAUCAUUUUGAACAUCAAACCUUCAACCACAACAUCUGUGAUUGUCCAGUGGCAGCCGCCUGCAGAGGGAACUGUCAAUGGGAUUCUUGUGGGAUAUCGCGUGUAUUACUGGGAACUUCCACGUGAAAACAGUCCAGACGAGCCAAUGACAGCAACCAACCAAUCAACAAUCAGUCCGGAGUUCAGAGCUAAGAGCACUUUUAAGACAGUGAGCAGCCCUUCAUUAACAGAAUUUGAAUUAACGCAGCUCAGCAAGUACAGACGAUACACGAUUGUCAUGACAGCAUUUAAUGUUGUUGGAGAGAGCCCUUCAAGUGCACCUGUUGAGGUGUUUGUGGGAGAAGCAGCUCCUUCAGUGUCUCCUCAGAACAUACAGGUGAAAUCUGUGUCCUCUAGUCAGCUGGAUGUAGAGUGGCAGCCUCCACCUGUCGAAACACAAAACGGAAAUAUUCAAGGAUACAAGAGAUUUGAACAGGAAAUGGUUAUGAAUCCUUCUGUUCUGUCCACAAACACACAAACUCCUGGAGCACCCAGCCACGUGGUGUUUUCGGAGGUGACAGGAAGCUCCCUGAAUGUGUCAUGGGGAGCUCCUCUGCAGCCCAAUGGAGUGGUGGAAGGCUACAGAGUGGUCUAUGAGCCCACCGCACCAGUUCAUGGUGUCAGUAAGACAGUUACAGUGGAGAUCAAGGGGAACUGGCAACGCUGGCUGAAGGUUCGUGACCUGAUGAGGGGUGUGACCUAUCGCUUCAAGGUUCAAGCCAGAACUAUUAGUUACGGACCCGAACUGGAAGCCAAUAUCACAGCAGGACCAGUGGAAGGCUCCCCCAGUUCGCCCUUGCAGACCUCAAUCACAAAGUCUGCAUCAGCUUUGACGCUUCAUUGGUCAGAGGGCACAGAAGGGGCGGGACCUGUCACAGGAUAUGUCAUUGAGACUCGUCCAUCAGAUGAAGGAUUAUGGGAUACGUUUGUCAAGCAUCUCCCACCUGGCAGCUUCUCGUACACCAUCAGUCUGGACCGUCUACGCUCAGGUGUGGCCUAUGAAUUCCGUGUCAUCGCAGUCAAUCGUUUCGGUUAUGGCGAUCCCAGUCCACCUUCCACUGCAAUGUCUGCUCUGUCUGAAACACCUUUCUAUGAGGAGUGGUGGUUCCUGAUCGUCAUGGCUUUGAUCAGUCUCAUUUUCAUUCUGAUGGUUGUGUUUGGUUUGCUCCUGUUGGGACAGAACAAGAAGUACAGGAGCUGUGGAACAGGAAAACACAUUACUACAGUAGAGGAGUCUGUAACUCUUGACAAUGGCGGCUUCACGGCUCUAGAGCUGAACAGCAGACAUCUGAAUGUGAAGAGCUCUUUCCUAAAGAAGAAUGGAACAAGAUCUCCUCCACGGCCCAGUCCAGGUGGUCUGCACUACUCUGAUGAAGACAUCUGCAACAGCUACAACGGGGCUGCUUUAACAGAGAGCACCACGCUUACAGAGAAACCCACUGAGCUGUCAGAGUCAGAGGUCAGCGACAGCGACUAUGAAGACGAGCAGCCCAAGCACUCAUUCGUAAAUCACUACAUGAGCGACCCCACCUAUUACAACUCGUGGAAGCGGCAGUCCAAAGGCGUGAAGACCAGAGGAGGGUACGAGGAAUGUGCCAUGACGGAUGCAGAGGGGGGGUAUUAUCAGACUGUGGUGACCCAGCACAGCGUAGGGGGCGUCUACACCCCCACGGGGCAGCCCGCACCAGGAACACGCACUCCAGUUACUGGCUUUUCCUCAUUUGUCUAAUGAACCGAUGACUUGAAACAAACGGGGAGGCUGGAGACUGGAAGUUGAGCCCUGAAACGGGACGAAUCAAACUGUUGUGCUGGUUCUAAGUUUCUUGUUUUCCCCGAAAUGUGUAUUUUAGGCCUCCUCUCUUCAAGGAAAGGAGGAGAGCAUUGAAGUAUCUUAUUGUUAACGUGUUUUUUUGGGGUGGAUUUCAGCAGAUUAACCGUGACCCAGAAGAAGCGGAGACUUCGCACUGUGAGACUGUUUAGUAAGAGGUGGUAUUAAUUUUAAAGACUCAAAGACCCUCAAAGAUGGAUGAAGGAAAUUCCUUUGUUAUGAAUUCCCGUUCCAUAGCAACCUUCCGGGAUUAGUCGUGAUGUGUGGGCAAACACACGCUUGAGUGAUUCAUUGAAUCUCGCUCUGAUCUCCAAAACUCGAAUUGAAGUUGAAACAUCAGCAGAAACUUGUACAGUGUGUGGUAGACUGGAACAACAAUGUGUUUUGUGUGUGGUUUAUUUUCAUGUUGGGGACGGCCGGCUUCAUUCUGGACAAAAGGCAGCACUGAAAAUACUGCCUUUGCACACGUAUUGCUCUCUUAAACCAAAAGAGUGAUGCUUUAAGCGGGAAAAGAAAAUGACCAUUUUCUUAGGUUAGCAAUACUGUAUGUAAAAUAUGCUGUAUGUGUGUAUAUUUUUAGGAUCAAUUUUGUACAAAAAGGAAACGUUUUUACUGUAGAGUAGAUUUGUGCCACGUCGAUGUAGUUCUUUAGUGAUGCCCACAGCGGAUCAUUUCAGCAAGUCACGAUCCAGUGUGUUUGACUGGCUUGCAGUGUAUGUACAAUCCAGUCACCCAGAGAGAUGAUAAGAAAUGUGCCACAUUGUCUCUCUAUCCCAAAUAUACACAGAUUUCUCAUCUCCUUCAAUGUUGAAAUAUUUAUUUCAGUUUGAAAGAACAUCAGUGCUAAAUUAAAUAUAGUACAUGAGAUGGAAAGACGUGUGGUUAGAGAUAUGGGCUGGUAACUAUAAGGUUAUAAUGCUAUGGUGAUACAUUCAAGUACUCCUAAGAAUGAAUCAGAAAUUAUAAUUACAUUAUGAUGCACAUUCAGGUCAUUUUAGAUAGAAUAAAAAGGUCUAAACUAAACUGCACCAUCAACAGUCAUAAUGAGAACUUAUGAUUGAUUAAAAAAUGCUAAAAAA